GAGAGCACUGGAGAUCGUUUCCGCUAACACUCACCUCCACCUCCUUCCUCCAUUACCUCCCCAACGUGUUUUGAAUUAUGGGCCAGACACCCUCCUCCGGCGGCGGGCAGAACCCGCAAGGUAACAAGAAACCCGGCGACAACAAGGACCAGAAGAAGAAAUGGGAGCCGCCGCUUCCCACUCGCGUCGGGAAGAAGAAGAAGCGCGGGCCCGCCGCGGCGUCCAAGCUACCGCCUGUGUACCCCGUCACGCGCUGCCGACUCAAGCUGCUCAAGCAGGAGCGCAUCAAGGACUACCUCCUAAUGGAGGAGGAGUUUAUCGUGAACCAGGAGCGGCUGAAGCCCGCAGACGCUACGAGGGAGGAGAAGAACGAGGAGGACCGGACGAAGGUGGACGACCUGCGGGGAAGUCCGAUGGCGGUGGGCACGCUUGAGGAAAUCAUCGACGACGACCAUGCGAUCAUAUCGACCGCGAGCGGGCCAGAGUUCUAUGUGUCGAUCAUGUCGUUUGUGGACAAGGACCUACUAGAGCCCGGCUGUCAGGUUCUGUUGCAUCACAAAAGCCAAAGCAUCAUCGGCGUGCUGCAGGAUGACGCGGACCCGAUGGUGAACGUAAUGAAGUUGGACAAGGCCCCGGUGGAGAGCUACGCGGACAUUGGAGGAUUGGAGCAGCAAAUACAGGAGAUCAAGGAAUCCGUGGAGCUGCCAUUGACUCAUCCAGAGCUGUACGAAGAGAUGGGCAUCAAGCCGCCGAAGGGUGUCAUCCUCUACGGCGUACCGGGAACGGGCAAGACGCUGCUUGCCAAAGCCGUCGCGAACCAGACGUCCGCAACCUUCCUGCGCAUCGUCGGCAGCGAACUGAUCCAGAAAUACCUUGGAGACGGUCCGAAACUCGUGCGCGAGCUGUUCAGGGUCGCGGAGGAGCAUGCGCCUAGCAUUGUGUUUAUUGACGAAAUCGAUGCUAUCGGUACGAAGCGGUAUGAUUCUACGUCAGGAGGAGAGCGUGAAAUCCAACGGACAAUGUUGGAACUCCUUAACCAACUCGACGGUUUCGACACCCGGGGGGACGUCAAGGUCAUCAUGGCUACGAACAAGAUCGAGUCGCUGGACCCCGCCCUCAUCCGGCCAGGGCGUAUAGACCGUAAGAUCGAGUUCCCGCUGCCAGACGUGAAGACGAAGAGGCAUAUAUUCAAGUUGCACACUUCACGCAUGUCACUCUCGGAAGACGUUGAUCUUGAGGAAUUCAUCAUGGCCAAGGAUGAUCUCUCCGGCGCGGACAUCAAGGCCGUCUGUACGGAGGCUGGUCUGCUCGCACUUCGGGAACGACGGAUGAGGGUCAACAAGCAAGAUUUCACGACGGCAAGGGAGAGGGUGUUGUAUCAGAAGAAGGAGAGCGUACCGGAAGGCUUGUACCUAUAGUUCCUACUGUAAUAUCUCUCGCUGUUCUCUCCUGCGUAUCGAUCUUAACGUUCCCGCUCUUCGUGUGUUCGUGGCCUAUGUGGCCGGGGCGCUCAAAUGACGCCUGAGGCUCGCUCAU
Molecule: messenger RNA, 1536 nt
Organism: Punctularia strigosozonata HHB-11173 SS5
Lineage: Eukaryota; Fungi; Basidiomycota; Agaricomycetes; Corticiales; Punctulariaceae
Product: 26S proteasome subunit P45
Exons: 6
Coding region: 78-1418 (446 amino acids)
Biological process (GO): proteasome-mediated ubiquitin-dependent protein catabolic process
Cellular component (GO): proteasome regulatory particle, base subcomplex
Molecular function (GO): ATP hydrolysis activity; proteasome-activating activity; ATP binding
Source: RefSeq, a predicted model, not a curated record